UGGGAAACUUUCACUCUUACUUUCUUCUUGUUACGUUGUCUCCCCUUUAUUUUCCUCUCUGUCUUCUGCACUGCGUUGUGCUGUUUAGAGGAGAAAUCCAGGAUAACACGUUCUGACUCAAAGGAGAAGAUGAAGUCCCGUUUGUUCUUUGUCGUCACCUGUGUGACGCUGCUCUCGCUGUGUCACGCCACUCCUCUGUUCUACAACACAUCCAUGGACGGCAGUGGUGAUGAAGCAGAGCUGGAGCUUAUUUUUCCAACCUCUUUCUCCACCCGAGCACCUGUUCAGAUCUCCGCUGCCACUGGAGCGCCCAGCCUCACCAACUCCAUCACCACCACCAUGAUCCGCCUGAAGGACUUCGUCUUCACUCGAGUUGUGGACUUCCUGCAGGAGAAUUUGCUCAUCAUCAUCGUCGUGACCUCUCUUCUCAUCGUCAUGGUCUUCAUCAUCUGCUGUGCCACUGCCAUGAGUCACAAGCGCAAGCUGGAGGCCUACAAACCCCCUCUUCAUCCAAACAAGAAGAAUGUGGCUGAUAAAACAGGCGCACGCAAAAAUUCAAGCGAGCCCCAGGAGAGGCCUUACGCCGUCGACCACGUCAAGAGGGUGCAGACUCAGAGCAUGGCCUCCCCCAAGCACCUGCGCAUGCCCUCCAAGGCUCUGGUGGGUGAGAGGGGCAGAGACGUCAGGUCGUCGCCGCGCCAGGAGGUCAGAAAGGUCAGGGAGGCAGAGGAGGUUGAAAAGCGGAGAGAGGAGCCCAAGCCCAAAGAGCAGCCUAAGUACAGGGAGGAGGUGCAGCAGAGCUCCAGCCCCAGCACCAGCUCCGGUCAUACAGUCUGCACCUGCCACCUGAAAAAGGCCCACCACUAAGGCAUGAUCACGGCUGAUGUUGGCUUAAUGGGUGAAACGUUACAACCAUUACAUAAAAACGAGAUCAGACAGGUUGGUUAUACUGCACAAAUAUGGAAAUAAAUAUAUAAAUGCAUUUGAGAUUCAAAUCUGGUAUGGUCUUUUUUCGACUUCCUCCAAGAAAAUGUUUUUACGAGGCUCAUGCCGUUAAAAACAUCCAAUGAUUAAACAGUUAAAUCUAAAUGUUCAUGAAUAUUUGAAUUUUUGAUUCAAAAAUGAUUUGUUAGAAGAUGUGUUAAUAGGAAUCAAAAUAUUGAAUUGUGUUGCUGCAUAAAUCCUGUCUAUAAAUGUUGCAUGUCACAGUUUGAUACCUACACAGAUUAAAAAGCCAACACUUGAUGUGGAAAAUGUCUUUGAAUGCUACAUGCCAACAACCUUUGAGUUUUAAGUGGCUCAGUGGUCUGCUUGUCCUUAGUCCAGCUGUGGUCAAACAGUUGUUUGUUAUCAGUGAUUACCACAGUAAGGAGUCUUAACCGCAUAAAAGCAUAUCACUGUGACAUCGAAGUAGCAUUACCUGAAACUGCAAAAUAUGUUAUUUUCUUAUGGAUACGUUUUUUCGUGGAGAAAGAUAAGAAAAAUAUAUUUUGAAAAAAUUAGAAUGGGCAGCCUUUAUUUUGCAAUGCCCUUCCAAAUUGAAAUGACAAAAAAAGUAUUUGUGUGUUUUUUAUACCAAGAUGUAAUACUAUAUAUGCCUGCCUAAAGACAGAGGGGUCUCCUCAGUAUGUCCUGCUGUACGCUGUGGCAUCUUCCCAGCAGCUAAAAGCUUUGGCAGAACCAGUCUGUCAUUUAAAAAAAGUGAGAUUCCAGUAAACUUGAUUUGUUGGAUAAGUAACAUAACUAUCUCUUUAUAUUUACAUUCAUAUAUACUUCAUUUUGUUUGCCUCAUGUUAUUUUAUGUCAUAUCAUAUUGUAUUUUAUUUUGCAAACCUUUUUCACAAAGCUUUACUCCAAAAGCACAACUUGCAACAGUGUUAUUUUCUGGGAAGUUUAAGUAAAAACAUACAUAUAUAUAAAUCUAUCUGUUAUCUAUCUGUCUAUAUAUUUAUUUGGUUGAUAGUUCUGAUGUGCCUUCAACAUGAAAUGUAGUGGUUUUUUGGGGUAUAAAAACUUUGUGAAUCAGGUUUGUUUUUUAAGAGGUAAUACUUAUGUUUAGGAUAAAUCAUGUGUUUUGUUUUUAAUGUAAUAAUUUGUAAUAAGUCAAAACUUGUGUACGGAGAUAGGUAGUUGGCCUGUUUUGCUGGUGUAACAGGUUUAAAUUGAUAUAUUUGUCAAAUGAAUCUGAUAUCAUUUGAAUAAAAAUUCAGAUUACACUGGAGAGGCUAAUUUGUAAAAACUCCAACUCACUGUUCCAUCAAGGUAACGACUCCAAGCAUCUAAACCAAGUUUGACUUUUUAUGAAUCAAGGGCCAGACUUUUGUCAUGUUUAAAACUCUUUAACCUCAGAAUGAUGUCUUCUUAUGUUUCCAUUCAGAUUAUUCUUAUAAGUGACAGUUUAUUGUUUUUUUUCAAAAUACAAAAUGUUCUUAUGUUGAAUAAAUUGUUGAUAAUGAUGUUUCUGUCAUUAUUGAAAAUGGUGGAAACAGUUUCAUAGGGAAAGACAAUGCUGCCCAAAAGAAACCUAAGAUCAGAAAAGGAUACUUGAUAUGUGCACAUCUACCUUAAAGCAAAGCAAUAGUAUAUAGUAUAUAGUUGAGCUGCAUAUUUUUAUGCACUUUUGGGGCUUUUUGUAAAGUCAUUCUGGGGGAUUAAAGAACUGGAGUGAUGUGGGCUGUUCUUUUGGAUUUGGUCAAGACUCUUGCAGAACUCUUGUCACAAGUCCAUUGCAAUAAUCAAUUUUGCUUGAGAUCUUCUAACUUAACA
This is a messenger RNA of Anoplopoma fimbria (sablefish), 2766 nucleotides long. RefSeq names its product transmembrane protein 119a (gene tmem119a). Bases 130 to 867 code for a protein of 245 amino acids. The transcript has 2 exons. Gene Ontology annotation, cellular component: plasma membrane. The record is from RefSeq and is a predicted model, not a curated record. Lineage: Eukaryota; Metazoa; Chordata; Actinopteri; Perciformes; Anoplopomatidae. Gene Ontology annotation, biological process: positive regulation of osteoblast proliferation; ossification; positive regulation of osteoblast differentiation.